UUGGAAAACUUGGUCUCUAUACUUAGUACUGGGUUUCUAGGGUUACAAAAGGUACCAGUAUGUUCAUACGAAUCAUGUGUAAACGUAAGAACCUUCACAUAUAGUUCACUCUUGCUCUUCGUACAUGUAAACGUGCUUUUGCAAGGACAAAAAUCCGUAGAAAUUGGCGAUAGUAAUUUUUAAGUAUGUACAAACGUGAAUCGGUGUUCCAGCUUAAUAAUUCAUGCAUUGUUUACAUUACCGUAAACAAUUGUUGUUUUCUAAAAGUUACCAAGAUCGUCGGCUGGUCUUCAUUUACCAUUGUGAAGUCCAAAUGAACAUCACCAAAAAAGUGUUUAUUUAAAAAUCACCUUUUUAUAAUUACCUAUUUAGGUUGGGAAUAAGUUUCCACACGAUGAUACUGAUAUUCACAAGAACUAUCACUUUUAAUAACAGGAAUCCAGAAAGUUUCCAGAAAUUAUACUGAUAUUCGGUAUUUUCUACAUAAAAGGUAACUACUCUCAAAACUUGUAAAUUGAAGCAAAGUUGCUGAUUUUUACUUUGUUUUCAGUGCUUUCUGAUCUUGUGGUGAAAGCCUUAAAUCAACGUGUCACAAAAGACAAACCUCAUUCUUCUCUCAAACCGUUCAUUUACUUCUUUUUUAUUCAUUACCUACACUACAGUUGGAAUGGAAUUCUGGAAGCAGCUUUGCGCUGAGCAUGGGAUCAGUCCUGAAGGCACACUUGAAGAAUUCGCUACUAGUGAUUCUGAUCGUAAAGACGUAUUUUUCUACCAAGCAGAUGAUGCUCAUUACAUCCCUCGUGCUGUUUUGCUGGACUUAGAACCACGUGUAAUAAAUGCAAUUCUAUCCUCACCCUACGCUCGACUUUACAAUCCAGAAAAUGUCUAUCUAUCUAAACAUGGAGGUGGUGCUGGAAAUAAUUGGGCCGCUGGAUAUACACAGGGUGAAAAACUAGAAGAAGAAGUCUUUGAUAUUAUUGAUCGUGAGGCUGAAGGAAGUGAUAGCUUAGAGGGCUUCGUUAUGACUCAUUCUAUUGCGGGAGGAACUGGAUCUGGAAUGGGCUCAUUUAUUCUUGAACGUCUUAACUCACAUUUCCCGAAAAAGCUUAUUCAAACCUACUCAGUUUUUCCAAACUUAGAAGAAACUAGUGAUGUUGUUGUUCAGCCUUAUAACAGUUUAUUAACAUUAAAACGUCUGACUUUGAAUGCCGAUUGUGUGGUUGUUCUAGACAAUACCGCCCUACAUCGAAUAGCUACGGAUCGUUUACACAUUGAAAAUCCGUCUUUUGCUCAAAUCAACCAACUGGUCUCUAAAGUGAUGUCUGCAAGCACAGCCACACUUCGUUAUCCAAGUUACAUGAAUAACGAUCUAAUUGGUUUAAUUGCUCCCUUGACACCUACUCCACGGCUACAUUUCUUAAUGACUGGUUAUACUCCACUGACAACAGAUACAGAAGUUACAACAAUAAGACGGACAACUGUAUUCGAUGUGAUGCGACGUUUAUUACAACCGAAAAAUAUGAUGGUCUCCACUCCAACACAACGUGGUGUUAGCCAUUGUUAUGUCUCUAUAUUGAACAUAAUUCAGGGAGAAGUUGACCCCACUGAGGUACACAAAUCAUUACAGCGGAUUCGAGAACGUCGUAUGGCCCAGUUCAUCCCUUGGGGUCCAGCUAGCAUUCAAGUUGCACUGUCCAGACGAUCUCCAUAUGUUCAAACACCACAUCGUGUUAGUGGUCUUUUGCUUGGAAAUCACACAAGCAUAUCAACUCUGUUUCUACGUACCUUAGCUCAAUACGAUAAGCUACGUACCCGUGGUGCCUUCAUUGAACAAUUUCGUAAAGAAGAAGUAUUUCGGGAUGACCCAGAGUUGAAGGAAUUUUCUGAUAGCAGACAAGUAGUUCAUAAUCUAAUCGAAGAGCAUAAUGCAGCAACUCGACCAGAUUAUGUUCAUUGGGGUGCUCAACGAGCUGCAGCUGUAGCUGCAACACAGGCAGCUGCCGCCGCUGCGGCUUCUUCAAAUACUUAAGCUCUCUACUCUUAUUUCUUAGUCAAAAAUCUACCUUUUAUAGAUUACAAGGUUGUAAAAUUACAUUUUUCAGUUUUUAGAUGUUUAUUUCAACUUUUUCUAAGAUUGCCUUGUUUUCCAACUUGUAGUUUUGUUAUAUAUUUUUCACCUGACUGCUUAAAAAAAAGCAGAGGAAUCUUUUUUUUCUACUCCGCUGAUAUUUGAAUAUAUCGGUAUGCAUAAACGGUCAUGCAUAGAGGUGGAAAAUUUGUUGACAGUUUUUUUAAACAAAAUGUCACUGAAAUAAAAUUGUUUAUUAUCUA
Molecule: messenger RNA, 2331 nt
Organism: Heterobilharzia americana
Lineage: Eukaryota; Metazoa; Platyhelminthes; Trematoda; Strigeidida; Schistosomatidae
Source: the annotation of a GenBank genome assembly